Messenger RNA from Diversispora eburnea, 147 nucleotides. Lineage: Eukaryota; Fungi; Glomeromycota; Glomeromycetes; Diversisporales; Diversisporaceae. The record is from the annotation of a GenBank genome assembly.
AUGAGUGUUGAGGUCGGAGGUGAUGAUUCUGGAGGUGAAGGGAGAAGAUAUGGUAUCAUGCAGCAAUUAGUCGAAUUGCGAGCUGUACAAGCUGCUUCUUUCUGGCUCGCGCUUUCUGAGCCGAUCUAUUGUAUAAGAUUCAAAUAG